Messenger RNA from Microtus ochrogaster (prairie vole), 2913 nucleotides. It is a transcript of the gene Vsig1, whose product is annotated as V-set and immunoglobulin domain containing 1. Bases 718 to 1956 code for a protein of 412 amino acids. NCBI's taxonomy places the organism in Eukaryota, Metazoa, Chordata, Mammalia, Rodentia, Cricetidae. The transcript is spliced from 15 exons. The record is from RefSeq and is a predicted model, not a curated record. Gene Ontology annotation, cellular component: plasma membrane; basolateral plasma membrane. Gene Ontology annotation, biological process: epithelial cell morphogenesis; maintenance of gastrointestinal epithelium.
UAAGAGGAGCUGACCGGCUUUUGCAAACCCCGUGAGAGCUCUCUCCCAAGAGGUUGAAAAACGCCGCAUCUGGUUUUCCUGGAUUCAGGGGAGCAGAAGAUAGAGCAUAUCAUAUUGUGCUGCCCUCAUCCAACGCCCACAGAAUCAAUCGUGUGAAGUCAUACGCUGGAAGUCUGGGCAGCCUGGAGUGAACAAGCAGCUCCUUACAACAACUGACUGAUCAUUUGUUAAAGGUCUUUGCAGUUGUACAAUUUGCCAGUGUGUCAGCUAACCUGUUCUGUCAAGCACUGUGCAGUCCAUACUGUAAAGUGAAAGACUCAAAGUACAUUGCUCACAUACAUACAUGCGUGUAGGCUUGCAGCCUGGCCACCUCCUGGAAUCCCAUCCCUUUGCUACAGAAACCAGUGUCCUCUUUUCCUCCCAUCCCCGAGGAAGAAAGAGCCUUUCCAAACUUGAGUGGGGAUCCACUGGUUCUUUACCCAAAACUAUCCUGAAAUUGGAUCUUCCCCUUCACAUCCUUCAGCCUGAAAUCUUUGGCUUAGAAUGGAUCGCUAUAACCUCUGGCUCCAUCUUCUGAAGCCUAGGUUCCCUGAGCCCUGAGGGGACGGAUUUAAUCGAUUGGUUUAGGACUGGUGGGGAAUUGAGACCAAGAAUUGUUGAUUCCUGCCAUUUUGCUGUUUCUGGGUGAGACCAUCAAGGCCAUCAGAGGGCUGAUGCAUGUACGGUCACGUUAGUAUGGUGCAAGUGACCAUCCCAGACAGUUUCUUGAAUGUUACUGUUGGAUCUAAUGUCACUCUGCUCUGCCUCUAUACCACCACUGUGACAUCGCUGGAUAAGCUCACAAUCCAGUGGUCUUUCUUCCACAAUAAGGACAUGGAGCCAAUUUCUCAUGGCUCGCACCCCAAUACUGAGGGUAUGGAGGAAAAGGCAGUCAGUCAGUGUCUAAAUAUGGCGCAUGCAAGAGACGCACGGGGAAGAUGUAGCUGGACCUCUCAGAUUUACUACUAUGAAGGCGGACAAGCUUCAGCUAUUGGGCAAUUCAAGGAUCGAAUUAUAGGGUCAACUAAUCCAGAGAACGCAUCGAUCACCAUAUUGCAGAUGCAACCAGCGGACAGUGGAGUUUACAUCUGUGAUGUCAACAACCCUCCAGAUUUUGUCGGCAAAAACCAAGGCAUUCUUGCUGUCACUGUGUUAGUCAAACCUUCCAAGCCCUUUUGUACCAUCCAAGGAAGACCAGAAGCAGGCCACCCAAUCUCCUUGUCUUGCCAUUCUGCCUUUGGAACACCGUCCCCUGCAUAUUACUGGUAUAAGAUUGAGGGAAACACCAUUGUGCCAGUAAAAGAAAGCUUCGACUCGGCCACUGGAGUUUUGGUUAUCGGAAAUCUGACAAAUUUUAAGCAAGGUUAUUAUCAGUGCACUGCCAUCAACAGUCUCGGCAAUAGUUCCUGUGAAAUUGACUUAACCUCUUCACAUCCAGAAGUCGGGAUCAUCAUUGGGGCCUUGAUUGGCACCCUGAUAGGCGCUGCUGUCAUCAUCUGUGUGGUGUACUUUGCACGGAACAAAGUUAAGUCAAAGCAAAGGAAGAGGAACUUAAACCCGAGCACGGAACUUGAGCCAAUGACAAAGGCAAGCCAUUCCCAAGACAAUGAAGUCAUUCCAUCUGAAGAGAUCCAGCUAGAAGCAACUCAUCCAUCUUCCAUCCAUGGCGCCCAGUCCACUGAACCUCCUACUGCCAUCUCAGGGCCAGAAUACGAGCCUGACCCCCAGCUUGAAACCACCACACAGCCUGACCCUGAACCAGAGCCUAUUCCAGUGCCUGAGAUGGAGAUUCAGUUGGAACCAGAGCUGGAGCCAGAGACAGAGCCUGAGUCUGAGCCUGAGCCUGAGCCUCAGCCUCAGCCUGGAAUUAUAGUUGAGCCCCUGCGUGAGGAGGGGAAGGAUUCAGUUAAGGCAUAGGCGUAGAGAGGCGCUGCAUUAAGUAUGGCAGUUCUCACUUACGAACCCAUUCCUGGCCUUUAAUGUUUGGUGGACUUAACCAGUCCCCAGUUUGUCCUUCCAUCGUGGACAGCCCUCAUCUAACAACAUGCUCAUACUCACCAUUAAUUCAAAAUAAAUAAACCAAGGCAACUACUAAAGAAAUGCAAAGGUUUCUUUGUUUUUAGUAUAGAUUACUUAAAACUGUACUAAUACGUAAACAUAACAAAUGACAAGGCCAAGAUGAGUGGCUCAUUUCUAAUUUAGUUGGCAGUGUAUUCACAAACAUAUUUUCUGUAUUUAUAGUCACUGUUUCAUUUUAGGAUAAGCUUUCUUCCCAAAUGAUUUUUUAUAUUUACCACUAAGAAAACAAUUUGAUACCAUUGGCUCACAAAUUAGAAAAAAAAAAGCAUUUCCCCAAAAUAAGAGAGUUUGUGUCAAUUAGUACAUACAAUUUAAAACAAAGUCUUACAAUUUAUCAUAUUAAAUCAUUAAGUCAUCUCAGUGUCCAACACUUGAGCAUAGCAAUUUUUAUAACUUUUUUUCACUGCAAAAAGGUGUAUACUGUAUAGUCAAACAACUUAAACUCUUUCUUGGUGAACAUAAAGUGUUGGUCUUGUAGGCAGUUUAGAACAUACCUUUGAAAAAGCUAUUAUGUUAUCAUCACUCACUGUCUGCUGCUGUUUGGGCGGUAGGCUAGGAUGGUGUUCUCAGUAAACAUGUCUAUUUUAGAUCAUCUAAACUGACAGUUGAAAUCAUCUGUUUUACUGUUUCUAUAGUCCACGUUAAUAGAAACAUCACUUAAAAGCUUUUUCACUGACACCCCACUCUGAAGAAAUUUGCAAGUAGAUUUCCCUUUUUAACUUGUGUAAUCAAUCCUAUAUUAAAUAUUAUUUUAAGGCCCAGUAAUAAUGCUCAAUAAAAUCUCAUUUAGUGACU